AUGUCAGAGUCUUACCUGCAGGUUGGUGUCGAUGACGCCACGAGUAUGCUACUCUCUAUCAACAUCCACCGUGGCAUUUACAAAGUCAACCGUUUAGCACCUGGCGUAAAAGCAGCUCCCGGGGCAUUUCAACCACUGGUUGACACUAUGUUGGCAGGACUCAAGCACACCUGCGGGUACAUCGACGAUAUCGUCGUCGGUGGAGAAAAUAAGGAGGAACAUUGGCAUAACCUCAAAGCUCUUUUUCAACGGUUGAAGGAAUUCGGCUUCACCAUCCGUUUGGAAAAAUGUUCAUUCCAACGACAGCAGAUCAAGUAUUUGGGACAUUUGCUUGACCACCAUGGAAUUCGACCAGAUCCAGCCAAAAUAGAAGCAAUUAAGCUUAUGCCAGCGGUAACAACGGUAUCGGAAGUUAGAUCCUUUUUAGGGGCUAUUAAUUUUUAUGGUAAGUUUGUGCCAAAUAUGCGUGCAUUACGAUAUCCAUUGGGCAUGCUGUUAAAGACCGAAGCCAAAUUCAACUGGACGGCAGAGUGCCAGGCUGCGUUUGAUGAGUUCAAACAAAUCUUAUCAUCAGAUCUUCUCCUAACUCACUAUAAUCCAAAGUUGGAGAUUAUUGUUUCCGCAGAUGCCUCUUCUGUGGGCCUAGGCGCAACCAUCAGUCAUCGCUUUCCAGACGGGUCACUGAAGGUCAUCCAACAUGCUUCCAGAGCAUUGGCGCCAGCGGAACGCAACUAUAGUCAACCGGAUAGAGAAGGAUUGGCCAUUAUCUUCGCGGUUAGUAAAUUCCACCGCAUGAUAUUUGGUCGCAAGUUCCGGCUUCAGACCGAUCAUGCACCCCUGCUGCGAAUCUUCGGUUCAAAAAAGGGAAUCCCUGUAUACACUGCCAAUCGUUUACAACGAUGGGCCCUCAUGCUUUUAAUGUACGAUUUUGUAAUCGAGUAUGUGUCGACGGAUAAAUUCGGUCAUGCAGACAUUCUUUCUCGGCUAAUCAAUCACCAUGCCAGACCUGAGGAAGAUUACGUGAUAGCAGCUGUUACACUUGAAAACGAUAUCAACUCAGUGGCGUUUGAUUCGUUCACCAUCCUUCCUCUCAUUUUUAAGGAAGUACUGCAAAGUACUCGAACGGACCCGAUUCUUAGCAGAGUGUACAAGUUCGUUCAAGAAGGUUGGCCAAAAUUCUUGCCCAGCAGUGCUGAUCGUGAGUUGGCAAAAUUUUUCCACCAGCGUGAAUCAUUAACAACAGUGCAAGGAUGUAUACUUUAUGGUGAGCGGCUGGUAAUCCCGUUGCAACUACGGAAACGAUGUCUCACCCAGCUUCAUCAAGGUCAUCCUGGAAUCCAGCGGAUGAAGGCGGUUUCCCGAAGCUACGUAUAUUGGCCAGCUCUUGAUGUCGAAAUAGAGGGUUUCGUUAAAGCAUGCCCUCACUGCGCUUUGGUUGCUAAAUCACCGGCACAUGCGUCACCAGUACCAUGGCCAAAACCUAGUCGCCCAUGGCAAAGGGUACAUAUCGAUUAUGUCGGACCAAUAGACGGCGAGUAUUAUCUAUUAGCGGUGGAUUCGUAUUCCAAAUGGCCAGAAAUAAUUAAAACAGGACGCAUUACAGCCUCCGCUACCAUUGCCAUACUUCGGAAUGUUUUUGCACGACUAGGGAUGCCGGAGACAUUAGUGUCGGAUAACGGCACACAAUUUACGGGUGCUGAAAUUGCUGAAUUUUGCGGUGUAAACGGGAUUAACCACGUCACAACCGCCCCAUACCACCCACAGUCAAACGGCCAAGCGAAACGGUUCGUGGAUACUUUCAAGCGGGCCGUCAAAAAGAUACGAGAGGGAAGGCGUUCGAUGGAAGAAGCACUGGAUACAUUUCUUCUAACGUACCGGAGUACUCCAAACCGUUCUACACCAGAUGGGCUCUCACCUUCGGAAGUUUUAUUCGGACGACGUAUUCGAACAUCCUGCGAAUUACUGCGUCCACCACCGAAGCGAACACCAGAGUUAAGCGAGCAGGGUACAGCAGAUAGGCGAACCUUUCAGCGGAAUGAUUUCGUGUAUGCCAAGGUUUAUAAAAACAACGCUUGGAGUUGGGUACCUGGUACGAUUCUGGAAAAAGUAGAGAGCGUAAUGUUCAAUGUUUGGAUCCAAGACCGACGUCUAAUACGGUCGCAUCUGAAUCAACUUCGAAGCCGAUUACCAUCCAGUGCUGUACGAGACCAAGAAGUAAAGCAACCUUCGGCGAAUAAAUCGUUACCGUUAGACAUUUUACUUGAUGCUUGGGGCUUGCGAGGUUCAUCAUCUAUUCCAUUUUCAUCCAGUGGUCAGGAAUCUUUUGCGUCGCCCGAGUAUGACGUCACCUUCCAGGAACCAUCAAUAUCGCCACCGAUGGUGUCCCAUAACACGUCGACCAGCGCAGAGCAGUCGUCUUCGUCCACCACAUCGUCAUCUUCUAGCUUCGAAUCUGCAAAUGCCAGUACACCGACGGUCCAGUUACCUCGCCGCUCUUCACGUGUCAGAAGGGCUCAACCCAUACGAACGCAAUUAAGGGGGAGAUAUUGCAGCGACUGGAACCGAGCUGGGAACACGGUCUCGAUCAACCGAGUGCCUUUGCUCUUAUGCUGGGCUCGGUCAUGA
Messenger RNA from Sabethes cyaneus, 2625 nucleotides. RefSeq lists its product as uncharacterized. Gene Ontology annotation, molecular function: nucleic acid binding. The transcript has a single exon. Lineage: Eukaryota; Metazoa; Arthropoda; Insecta; Diptera; Culicidae. The record is from RefSeq and is a predicted model, not a curated record. Bases 1 to 2625 code for a protein of 874 amino acids. Gene Ontology annotation, biological process: DNA integration.